Fopius arisanus is the source of this 1248-nucleotide messenger RNA. RefSeq names its product methyltransferase-like protein 6. Bases 99 to 908 code for a protein of 269 amino acids. The record is from RefSeq and is a predicted model, not a curated record. The transcript is spliced from 9 exons. Lineage: Eukaryota; Metazoa; Arthropoda; Insecta; Hymenoptera; Braconidae.
GAUGUGUUUCUCCAAUGGCGGCGGGAAAUUACAGCUCAUCGGCCAUUUCUUUUCCGGAUUCCAAGGAUAGAAUGGGAAUGGAAUAGAUUCCAGAGGAAAUGGAAUCCUCUGAGGAAAAUGUGGGCCACGUGGCGAAGCUUCUCACAUCAGAAGAAUUUGAGAAAAUGAAGGCUCAGGAUUCGAGACUAGUUUCUGAACGUUGCGCAAUUUUGCUGGAGAAAGAAGCAAAAAAACACUGGGAUCUGUUUUACAAAAGGAAUACCACGAAUUUCUUCAAGGAUCGACACUGGACCACUCGGGAAUUCCAAGAAUUGUUGGACGUUGGAAGUAUCGAUAAUGGAUGCCUCAUUGAAGUUGGAUGUGGCGUCGGAAAUUUGAUUUAUCCUUUACUAGAAGAUGGGCUGAGGUUUAAAAAAAUUUAUGCCUGUGACCUGUCCCCCAGAGCUGUGAAUUUCAUCAAGGAGCAUAAACUUUUUGAUCCGAAAAUCAUGACAGCUUUUCAGGCAGAUGUUACAACGGAUGAUUGUUUUUCUGAUAUACAUGACAGUAUUGACGUAGCCACUCUAAUUUUCGUUUUAUCUGCAAUUCAUCCCCAAAAAUUUCAAAGUGUAGCCAAGAAUCUUUUUAAAAUCAUCAAAAGCGGAGGAACAGUUUUAUUCCGAGAUUACGGACUCUACGACAUGGCACAGCUGAGAUUCAAACCCGGUCACAAAAUUGCAGAUAAUUUCUACAUGAGACAAGACGGCACAAGGAGCUACUACUUUUCGACUUCAGAAGUUGAAAAAAUAUUCACAACCUCUGGAUUUUAUGUGGUAAAUUGUACAUAUGUUCAAAGACGAACCACAAAUGUGAAGGAGGGGAUUGAUUUACCCAGAAUAUUCGUUCAAGCUACAUUCAAAAAGCCUUGAACCUCCAUGAAGACAAAAUGGAGGGAAUUCUCAUGAUUGAAAACUGCAAAUGUAUUGAAUACAAAAUUGGAUUUUUGUAUUAAAAAUAAUACAUGCGUAAAAAAGGACCAUCCGCCAAUCGAUGAAUUAUAUCAAGGGCUUUAAGAGAAGGAAAAAGGAAUUGAAGACGCUGAUGGGUAAUCCGGACACGCUACGCAUACUGGGUGAAUAAUGAUGAAGAUAUUCCGGUCCAUGGGAUGCAGGUGAUGAGUCAUUAAAACUUCCUCGAUUCAAAUAUUUGUAAUUCUUCGUUCAUAGAUACCUGGACAAAUAAAUAAGUAACGAAAUUCGAAUAUUUUAA